CAAAGUGCCAACAGCUAGCUCCCCUUGAGAAAAGUGAAAGCCAACGCCCCACUGUCAGCUCCUCAGCCCGGCCCUCCCUUCUCACACAGAAAGCAGAGUUUAUGUGGAGCUGCUGUGGUCGUGACUGAGCUCAACCAGAGUACAUUUCACGGAGACUUUUACAUCGGAGACGUUGAUUCAUCUGACUGGGACGAAAAAAAACCUAGCUAACGAUCAACUGAGCUGCAGCUAUAGUAAAACGUUAAACACUGGAACCUUUUUCCUUUGGCGCUCGGGACAAGUUUGUUUAUUCAAACGCUUGCUGGCGAUAAGGCUCACAAACAUACAGUCGGUUUAUAAUAAGUUAGUUGUUACAGAAUGGCUGAUACAACCGCGUCCAGUCCCGCUGCUAACUGCGUGGAGAAGCUGAAAAGUUACGUGAAAACCCAAAAAGGGUUUAUCCUCGCAGCAGAAAUAUUAAUCAGUUUCAUUAUCAUCAUCUGCUACGCUGCAUCUGCAUAUGGAGGCUACUCCGCUGUCGCCAUCUGCGAGAUGAUCUUCGCCAUGGUCUUCUUCGGCCUCUUCAUGAUGGAGAUGGACAAGCAGAUUCAAGUGAUCAACUGGGUCUGGACUGAUCUUUUCCGUGCUGGUAUCGGUGCGGUCCUUUACAUCAUCACUUCUCUGAUCUGUGUAAUUGGAGGGGCCGGGGACGGUGCCCGUAUCGCAGGCGGGGUAUUUGGUUUGAUCGCUGGUAUACUGUUUGCCUAUGACACCUACACCAUCUUCUUGCAAGUCAAGAGCACCAGGCAGCACACGGCGGCUUCUACCGAUGACGGAGUUUAAACACUCCAAGACGCAUGUACUUCUGCCAAGAAUGCAGCAGAAGAACAAAGAGGAAUUUGUGCAGAAGUUAACAAAAGAGUGGAUAAGAAAGGACGAUGGACAACAAAAUGAACAGGUCACAGUUUUAUCAAUGCUACUGUACGGUGUGAACAGACGCGAGAUUUCUUUAAGGGGCGUGCCCGAGAGGAGGAUGACGUAGCCAAAGUGAGUGGUACUGUACAUCUGUGCCUGCACGUCAAGACAAAAUCGUGUCUACAUGAGGAAUUCCCUUCACAAACCUUUACUCCAACCUCAAUGUACCACUGAUUAAAAAGGGAAAACUGCAAAUAACAGGCAAUGGAUGUCAUCAAGCAGCUUGUCUAAUACAUAUCUACUGUUAAUGGAUUGCUGUAGUAAGAAGUAACUCUGCCAUUUGGACUUUAGGAGUAACUGACACAUGAAUGGGUAGUUAGGAAUUGUUUAACAUCAUAAUUAUGCACUUCUUGAGUGUGUGUUUUGUAUUUCAAGAGAGGUUUCUAAGCUGGCCAAACAUUUCCUUCUCUGUUAUUUAAUCAUUGCUCUUUAGAGUGUUCCCUAGAUGUUACAGUGCCUUAAAGUCUCAUUCAAAUUAACCAGUUCCUUCCUCUUAUUCAUCUUAUAUUCUUGAAGUCUAAACAUUUGAAGUGGCCUAAUCAGAAAUAUUUUGGCUGUCUUUGUACUAAUUAAUAAAGGAUAUAUUAUAUUAACUAUUAAUUAGUUUAGUCUUCAUCAUCAGAGGCGUUAGAAGUCCACUAACCAUCAACCACGUUUCUUAUUUGAAUUACAGUGUCAUCCUCCAGGUUCUACUUUGAUUCUUGCUCAGGUUAUUUUUUUCUUACAUUUAUAAUACAUUUCAAGGAGCAGAAUAUUUUUUCUGUUGACAUUUUAUACAGUCAAGAAGUACAGUCCAGGUUUUUUUGAUGGAGAUAGAAAAAGAAAAGACACAUAGGUGGAAUUUUAUUAUGUGAAUAUCGCAAUUUUAAAAGGUUCUGUAACUGAUUCCUCUACCCUUUGGUGGUUAUUUAUCCAAGUAAGACAUUGCCUUAUUAUUUUUUCUAACAUGCUUUACAAAAGUCUGCAGUUUGUAAUUUCAAAAUGCAAAGCAGCCUUGCUUUGGGAAAUAAAAGCCAUUGUUACUACAAAGGAAA
Messenger RNA from Sander lucioperca (pikeperch), 1988 nucleotides. It is a transcript of the gene plp2b, whose product is annotated as proteolipid protein 2. The coding region runs from base 358 to 822 and encodes 154 amino acids. Lineage: Eukaryota; Metazoa; Chordata; Actinopteri; Perciformes; Percidae. Gene Ontology annotation, cellular component: membrane. The transcript is spliced from 5 exons. The record is from RefSeq and is a predicted model, not a curated record.